CCAAGCAACAAACACCUCCAUUCCUUCGUACUCCUCUCCAAUGGCGUCCCCAAAGUUCUCGCUCUCGAACUCCGCCCUCUCCUUCUUCUUCUUUGCUUCCUUGUGCUUCUUUGCAUCGCAAGCCUUGGGGGACUCCGGAUGGCAGAACGCACACGCCACGUUCUACGGCGGUGGCGAUGCCUCCGGCACGAUGGGAGGGGCUUGUGGAUAUGGCAACCUCUACAGCCAGGGGUACGGGACCAACACCGCGGCCCUCAGCACCGCUCUCUUCAACAACGGGCUCAGCUGCGGCUCGUGCUACGAGAUGCGGUGCGCUGACGACCCCCAGUGGUGCCUCCCAGGCUCCAUCAUCGUCACCGCCACCAAUUACUGUCCCCCGAACUACGCCCUCCCCAACGACAACGGCGGGUGGUGCAACCCUCCCCGCGAGCACUUCGACCUCGCCGAGCCUGCCUUCCUCCAAAUUGCCCAGUACCGUGCCGGCAUCGUCCCCAUCUCCUACCGUAGGGUCCCCUGUGUGAAGAAGGGAGGGGUAAGGUUCACCAUCAAUGGCCACUCCUACUUCAACUUGGUUCUCAUCACCAAUGUCGCUGGGGCCGGAGACGUGCAUGCGGUGUCGAUCAAGGGGUCCAACACCGGAUGGCAGGCCAUGUCGCGAAACUGGGGCCAGAAUUGGCAGAGCAAUGGCUACCUCAACGGCCAGAGCCUCUCCUUCCAGGUCACCUCCAGCGACGGGAAGACCGUCACCAGCUACAACGUCGUGCCGGCCAACUGGCAGUUCGGCCAGACCUUUGAGGGAGAACAAUUCUAGGCCUCCAUUGUUAGGGGGGUCUUAAGGGUUUGGGGUUUGGGAGGAUGGCCUCUCUUUGACUUUGAGAGAGGUUUGGGCCUGGUUGAAUGCUGAGGUGGCUUUAUUAGCACCCGCUGAGAUGGCCUAAAUAGUAGACAUAUUAGACAUAGAUGGUCGUCUUUGUUUCUUGUUGGCAAUUUAGAUUGAAUGCCUUGUGGAGAUUAAGAAAUCAAGGCCUUGGGUGUAUAGAAUUGGAAUCCUCAACAUAUUAUAAUAUGAUUGUGUGGGGGAUGGUAUGUCAAUUAGAGGAAAGUAUGAUGUUUGCUUUGUGUAUUUCAAACAUAAUAUUUGUAAUCGAUUGUUCUCCAAUAAUAAUAAGCAAUUUAUUAAUUGCAGCAA
Elaeis guineensis (African oil palm) is the source of this 1189-nucleotide messenger RNA. RefSeq names its product expansin-A2. Gene Ontology annotation, cellular component: extracellular region. The record is from RefSeq and is a predicted model, not a curated record. NCBI's taxonomy places the organism in Eukaryota, Viridiplantae, Streptophyta, Magnoliopsida, Arecales, Arecaceae. Gene Ontology annotation, biological process: plant-type cell wall organization.